GUCGACUCGUAUUAAUCAUCCCGUAAUUAAACAAUAACUCAUCGUUUACGUGAGGUUGAUGCUACCAACGAUUAUACGAGAAUUCGUCGCGUAUUUAUUCGCUCCCGGUUUUUGUUCGAGCACUCGCGGAGCCCUCCAAGUGGCUCGAAGAUCCAAUUUUUCGGGUGCGCGCUGUCGGGAAACACAUUUUUCUCCUUUUUCAAGGUCAGGCCCGGGAAAAUUAUGUUGCGUGUGAUUCCACGCGUGUUUUUGUGAACGGACUUGUUGAAAUGUUCGGAAAAUUCAACAAAGUUAUCGCAGUGUGGAACUGAAUCAUGAAAAACCGGAGCAUUUCCGCGGAUUACCGGAAAUUCGAAGAAGCGGAAAGAAACGCGUCUCGUUCCCAGGGAAUAAUGUUCGGACGAUUAUGAAGAAACGAAGUAUGACGAAGGGAGACGCAGGGAAACGCGGCGAGUGAUACCGACGCCGCGGCAGCUGUUCGAGCGGAAAGAUAAGAGCAAAGUUCGUUGUAAUCGUGCGUCAAUGUGCACGCGCUCCAAUUUGUCAUGGUUUUAAUAUAAAAAGAAGCGAUUCGUCAUUCGAGUGCAGUAUUUCGUAGCUUUUCCGAGCGAGAAACAAACGAAAUAAUGAGCUUUUGCAAUAGUCGCGUUUAUUUUAUUCUGCUGCUGGCAAGCUCCGCUUUUUUCGCAGAUGCAACAAGGCCGCAAAAAUUAUUGAGCAGCACGGACGCGGCGCCGGGCGAAUUAAAAUACACGGUUUCCCUCCAAUACCGAAAUUAUCAUCAAUGCGGGGGCGCUCUAAUAAGCGAGAGACACGUGCUCACGGCGGCUCAUUGCUUCGUGGGUCGCGAGGAGGCUCCUUACACCAAGGGAUUGGUGGUCGUGACUGGUGCAACCAACCUAAUUUCCGGUGGUGAACAUCAUUACGCGAAAUAUGUUACGGUUCAUCCCGAAUACGUUCAGGGCAACAGCCUUAAUCGCUGGCGUCACGAUAUUGCUGUUAUUACGCUCGUCACCCCAGCGGUGAAAAACGCAGCUCAAGCACCCGUGUCUCUGCCCUCGAGUGACGUAAGUACCAACGUGACCGGGAUCGUGAGCGGCUGGGGUCAGUUGGGGCGAAAAUGGGAUGCCGGCUAUCCGAACGUUCUUCAAAAAAGGUCGGUCUCCAUCCUCACGAGGACCGACUGCAAUUCACGGAAUCCUGUUCUUGACACGCAAAUCUGCGGACUCGAUGGAAAGGAUACCGGAUUUUGCCACGGUGACAGCGGAGGUCCACUAGUCUACAACGACGAGAUCGUUGGCGUUGUUUCCUUCGGAGUGUCCUGUGGAAUCGGAUAUCCUGAUGUGUACACUCGAGUCUGGUCUUACAGAGAUUUCAUUUCCGAAGCGAUGAGCCGUCAAUAGAGCACCGAAUGAAAGCACGCCGCAUAAAAGAAACCGACGGAAGGCGAAAUUUCAGGUUUAUUUGAGCAAACAAUUCGGUGUUUUACUCAAACUUAUAAAUUUGUACAAAUAAAGUUGAUAAAUGAGAAAAAACAAAUUGCACAAAAUAAAACCGAGAGACGAAGAAA
Venturia canescens is the source of this 1570-nucleotide messenger RNA. RefSeq names its product chymotrypsin-2-like. NCBI's taxonomy places the organism in Eukaryota, Metazoa, Arthropoda, Insecta, Hymenoptera, Ichneumonidae. The coding region runs from base 627 to 1403 and encodes 258 amino acids. Gene Ontology annotation, biological process: proteolysis. Gene Ontology annotation, molecular function: serine-type endopeptidase activity. The transcript has 4 exons. The record is from RefSeq and is a predicted model, not a curated record.